AUGCCUCAACUCACAGGUCGCGCCCUCGAUUGGGCCAUCACAUUCGCAGCUGGUUCAGGUUUCUUGCUGUUCGGAUAUGAUCAGGGUGUUAUGAGCGGUCUUCUUACCGGAUCAUCUUUCACAAGGCAAUUCCCAGAGAUCGACACAACAAAGGGCGGUAAUGGAAGCUCUUCGCUACAGGGAACUGUCGUUGCAAUCUACGAGAUUGGAUGCUUCUUCGGUGCGCUUUUGGCAUUUGUUUUCGCAGAGAGACUUGGACGUAGAUGGACGAUCAUGAUCGGCUGUGCUAUCUUGACCGUUGGAGCUGCCAUCCAGACCUCUUCUUAUUCUAUUGCCCAGAUGAUUGUUGGACGUAUCGUUGCAGGUCUUGGAAAUGGUAUCAACACGGCCACAAUCCCCGUCUGGCAUUCCGAGCUCAUGAGGCCAACCUCUCGAGGAACGGGUCUUUCAAUCGAAUUGGCGAUCAACAUCUUUGGAGUCAUGCUUUCGUACUGGACUGACUAUGGCAUGUCAUUCGUGGACAACCAAGCACAAUUUCGUUUCCCCAUCGCGUUACAGAUUCUGUUCGCGCUCGUCACAAUUGCAGCGGUUGCUGUGCUUCCGGAGUCCCCUCGAUGGCUUGUGGCUCACGACCGAUCCGACGAGGCUCGACAGAUCCUCUGGCGCCUGCAAAAGAACGCACACUCCCUUUCACCCGAUCAUCAGAUUGUCUACGCUGAGCUCCGUGAGAUCGAGCACGCAUACGCUGAGGAGAAGGCUGCCUCAAGCGGUACAACCUUCACAUCUCUGUUCAUUGCUAGCCCUCAAAGGUUCCGCCGCAGGACUUUGCUCGGUAUUGGAGGACAGUUCAUGCAGCAGCUUUCCGGUAUUAAUUUGAUUACUUACUAUGCCCCCGUCAUCUUCGAAGUCUCCGUCGGAAUGUCCCAUAACUUGGCCAUGCUUCUCGCUGGAUUUAACGGCGUCGCAUACUUCCUCUCCUCCCUCAUCCCCAUCUGGUGCUUGGACCGCCUUGGACGCAGAAAGCUCAUGCUCUUCGCGUGCGCGGGACAAGCCAUCUGCAUGGCCGUCCUCGCCGGAACUGUAAGCAACGGCUCCCACGCCUGCGGUAUCGUCGCUAUCGUCAUGCUCUUCCUCUUCAACUUCUUCUUCGCCGUCGGUCUCCUCGCCAUCCCUUGGUUGCUCCCCGCCGAGUACGCACCCCUUGCCAUCCGAACCAAGGCCGCCGCUCUCGCCGCUGCCAGCAACUGGAUCUUCACCUUCUUGGUCGUCGAGAUCACGCCUGUCUCCAUCAACAGCAUUGGCUGGAAGACAUACGUGUACUUCGCUAUCUUCAAUGCUUGCUUCUUGCCCUUGAUCUACUUCUUCUACCCCGAGGUCCGAAACCUUUCCCUCGAGCAGAUCGACAAGCUCUUUACCGGAGACAAAGUCUUGCUCCACUGGCACGACAGCAUGGGCGAUCGCCAAGGCUCUUUCGUUGAGCCUAUGCCCAACACGCCUCCUAACAAGGAGAUCAUGGAAGAGAGGGUCGAGGGAGACAAGUACUAAGCAUGGAAUGCAGGAGUGGAUCAAAGUAAAUCUGAGAGACGAUAGUUUUACUCUUUGCAGGCCAUACAUUGUUAGGGAGUUGAGGAGACGCUGGUUAAAGAAGUUCAUGUGGUCAUUCAUCUACCCAUAUACCCAGGCAUUCUCGAUUGGAGAGAAAACCUUUGACCGUGACCCUUAAGCCUACAUCUUCUUCUACUGGUCCCUCCUCCUCGAGAUCACU
Molecule: messenger RNA, 1765 nt
Organism: Aaosphaeria arxii CBS 175.79
Lineage: Eukaryota; Fungi; Ascomycota; Dothideomycetes; Pleosporales
Product: MFS transporter
Exons: 5
Coding region: 1-1545 (514 amino acids)
Biological process (GO): transmembrane transport; carbohydrate transport
Cellular component (GO): membrane
Molecular function (GO): carbohydrate:proton symporter activity
Source: RefSeq, a predicted model, not a curated record